Messenger RNA from Arctia plantaginis, 1839 nucleotides. Lineage: Eukaryota; Metazoa; Arthropoda; Insecta; Lepidoptera; Erebidae. The record is from the annotation of a GenBank genome assembly.
AUGAUAAGUGCAGUUGUUUUCGGAUCUUUAUUCAAAGAUUUAACGGGAAUUGUCGUUACAGAAUCGGAUGGACUACCACAAUGGUUGUGUUAUGAAUGUUCAGCGUUACUCACAAAGUCUGUUAGAUUUCAACGUAAAAUGUUGAAGGCACAUAACAUUUUAUAUCAAUAUUUAACAAGAUGUGCACCGUUUCCCAUAGAUGCAAAUGAUGAAGAACUCUCAAAGUACACAAGCCCAUACCUAGCCCAGACUGUGACACUAUCUUGUGAUGUCAGCAAAGGCAAGAAUGCCUCGUAUCAAGUUUUUGAGCAUGAGAAACAACCAAACAACACCACCUUAGAUGACAGCCCACUGCUGGACUUGCCCAAACCAGAGUCGGAUGUUAAAGAAGAAAUGGGCUUCUCCGAUUAUGAUGACAAUAUAACUUUGGAUGAAUUUCGGUCUACGGCUAAUGAGAUAAUGGAAGACGACAUUGAAUCUUUACUAAGACCGAACACACCCACGGAGGUUGCUGAAACAGAGACGAAGAAAAAAAAGAAGGCUAAGAAGAAAUCCAAAGAAAAGAAGAAUAAAAUAAGUGAUGAUGAAAAACCUGAGGGAGAAACUGGAACGAAGUCUUCUAUCAGAAAAACUAUUACGCUGGACCCGCAGAAGAUAAGAAUCAUCACUCUGAAUCCAGAGGAACAAAUUAAGCAAAAAGAGGAGGAAGCCCGGACGAAUCUAAAAUUUCCAUUCCAAUGCAAUUUGUGUCAUAAGGGAUUCAACUUUGAGGCGAAAUUAGCGAAUCACAUGAACAAACAUAGUCCUUCCCGCGGUCCAUUUGAAUGCAAGCUGUGCCAGAUGUAUCUCCCCACUUCGUACAGUUUCAACGUCCACAGUCUGAUCCACACGAGGCGGUACGAGUGUGUGGACUGCGGUCGGAGGAUGAUCGAUAGAUCUUCUAUUAUAGAUCAUUACAGGACACAACACGAAGGCAUGUUGACGCUUUUCACGUGCAAUUUGUGUGGGAAAGUAUCGAACAACAAUAAGACACACAGGGGCCAUAUGAGGAACCAUCAUGGCGCCGACAGACCCAAGUGUGACCAGUGCGGCAAGACCUUUGUCAAUAAGGAUUCUUUGACGGAGCAUCUGCAAAUACACCAGGGUAUCAAGAACUACGAAUGUUCAAUAUGCGGUAAGAAGUUCAGGACUCGUACGCAGAUCAAGCAUCACCAGCUAAAACAUACCGACGUCAAGGAGUUCUACUGCGUCGAGUGUGAUGUCCGAUUCAAAUCUGCACACAAUCUUCGCCAACAUUUACAAAAAAGCUUGCGACACAAAGACAAAGGGAGUUUGAUCUACGGCUGCAGCUCGUGCUCGAAGCGCUUCGAGUCGAGCGCGGCGCUGGCGGCGCACGUGCGCGUGCAGCACGAGGGGGUGCGCGCGCACGCCUGCGCCACGUGCGGCGCCGCGCUCGCCUCGGCCGCGUCCCUCGCCAAGCACGCGCGCACCGUGCACGCCGCGCGCCGCGCUCCGCCCAAGCACGUCUGCCACACCUGCGGGAGGCUCUUCCGGGGUAAGAGCGUGCUGACGAACCACGUGCGCACGCACACGGGCGAGAAGCCGUUCGAGUGCUCGUCGUGCGGCCGCAAGUUCUCGCAGCGCACCGCCAUGCGCACGCACGUUAAGCUCGUCCACCUCAAGAUGCGGCGACAACCCAAGGUAAAACCCGAAAUGCCCACCGAACAGUUACCGCCGGCGCCAAAGCUGGAAGUGUUCAAACCGGACACGCCGUUGGAGCCGUGGAGACAGCCCUGUGAUGUCUAUUUCCAGGUCACUGUACCUAAGGCGUACAGCUAG